Pistacia vera is the source of this 651-nucleotide messenger RNA. Its product is annotated as threonylcarbamoyladenosine tRNA methylthiotransferase-like. NCBI's taxonomy places the organism in Eukaryota, Viridiplantae, Streptophyta, Magnoliopsida, Sapindales, Anacardiaceae. Gene Ontology annotation, cellular component: endoplasmic reticulum. The transcript has 4 exons. Gene Ontology annotation, molecular function: 4 iron, 4 sulfur cluster binding; tRNA (N(6)-L-threonylcarbamoyladenosine(37)-C(2))-methylthiotransferase activity. The record is from RefSeq and is a predicted model, not a curated record. The coding region runs from base 85 to 651 and encodes 188 amino acids. Gene Ontology annotation, biological process: tRNA methylthiolation.
ACUAACAAUUCCAUACUCACAAAAUUAACCCGUCUCGAAAGAGAACCCUUUCGGGGCUUUCGACUGUGUGCAGUGAACAAGGGAAUGGAAGACAUUGAAGAUUUGUUGGUAGGAAAUGGAGGUGGCGGUGCUCCUCCAGGUUUCAGGUUGCCCCUCAAUGCUGUUGGACUCAAUCCCAGAAAGAACAACAACAAACCAAAACUCACCAAACUUGAUCACCGUCUUGCUUCCAAAGUCCCUGGAUCCCAGACUAUAUAUAUCAAGACCUUUGGAUGCUCACAUAACCAGAGUGACAGUGAAUAUAUGGCUGGUCAGCUUUCAGCAUUUGGCUAUGCAUUAAGUGACAAUCCUGAGGAGGCAGACCUUUGGCUGAUAAAUACAUGCACGGUAAAGUCCCCCAGCCAGUCUGCCAUGGACACUCUAAUAACAAAGUGCAAAACUGCGAAAAAGCCCCUGGUGGUUGCUGGGUGUGUGCCACAAGGAAGCCGAGAUUUGAAAGAGCUAGAAGGGGUUAGUAUAGUUGGAGUCCAGCAAAUUGACCGUGUUGUUGAAGUUGUUGAAGAGACUUUGAAAGGUCAUGAGGUGCGGCUGUUACAUCGCAAAACACUGCCAGCUCUUGACCUUCCGAAGGUGAGUUGUAAUUUACAUUGA